AUGCCUGAAAUUGCAGAAGUUGCUCGUAUUGUGCACUUCCUUCGUCUCCAUUUGGUUGGCAGGAAGAUUGCAAGCGCGUCGGCGAUUGACGACAGUAAUGUCUUUGGCAAAGCGGGAACCACUGGUGAAGCGGUGAAGGCUGCAUUAGAAGGCAAACAGGUCGUCUCGGCAGGCAACCAGGGCAAAUAUUUCUGGAUCACAUUCGAUAAACCGCCUCAUUUGGUGAUGCAUUUUGGCAUGACAGGAUGGGUUCACAUUAAAGGACAGCAGACAGCGUACACAAAUUACUACAAAAGGAUGAAGCCAGACGAGCUUGAACAGUGGCCGCCGAAAUUCUGGAAGUUCCAGAUCAAGACAGAAGGCAAGCCAGAAGUGGAGGUGGCCUUCACCGAUGCCCGGCGUUUUGGUCGAGUUCGCCUACUUGAUUGCCCUGGCGCAGACAUCCGGAACCACACCCCUCUCAAAGAGAACGGGCCAGACCCUGUGAUUGAUGCUUGCAGAUUCACCGAGGAGUAUUUGCGUGGCAGAAUGCGGGCUCGUCAUGUCCCGGUCAAGGCGCUUCUGCUGGACCAAGCCAUGAUCAGCGGCAUCGGCAAUUGGGUGGCGGACGAGACUCUGUAUCAGGCUGCACUUCAUCCGGAACAGUACAGCGACAGUUUUAGUGACGCUGAAAUCAAAAGGCUCUACGAGUGUAUUAAAUAUGUUUGUCAGACGGCGGUAGACAGACUGGGAGACUCGGACCAGUUCCCGGAACACUGGCUGUUCAAUCACCGCUGGGGUAAAGGGGGUAAGGGGUCGUCAAGUAAACUGCCCAAUGGAGAGAAAUUGGCAUUUAUUACCGUUGGUGGCCGCACGAGCUGCUACGCGCCGAGAGUACAGAGGAAGACGGGUCAAGUUGUGCCUGAAGCAAAAGCCGAACCGAUCAAAGAUGAGUCCGACGUGGAGGCAUUGUCCGCAAAGAAACCCCGAAAACACAAGCUUGAAAUGAAUGGGGUUGAAAGCAGGGAGCUGCCGACCAAGAGAAAGAAGCCUAGCAUUAAGAAGAUGGGAAAGGAUCCGACUAAGCCGAAACUAGACUCUUUGCCAGGGAGAAGACGUUCCACUCGACUGCAGAAUUAG
Messenger RNA from Metarhizium album ARSEF 1941, 1119 nucleotides. RefSeq names its product formamidopyrimidine-DNA glycosylase. The transcript has 5 exons. Gene Ontology annotation, molecular function: zinc ion binding; DNA-(apurinic or apyrimidinic site) endonuclease activity; DNA N-glycosylase activity. The coding region runs from base 1 to 1119 and encodes 372 amino acids. Gene Ontology annotation, biological process: base-excision repair. The record is from RefSeq and is a predicted model, not a curated record. NCBI's taxonomy places the organism in Eukaryota, Fungi, Ascomycota, Sordariomycetes, Hypocreales, Clavicipitaceae. Gene Ontology annotation, cellular component: nucleus.